CCAAUUGAUUUCAAAGUCCAAGAGUAAUGGGUGCCAAAAUUGCACUCUUUGCUUUCUUCAUGUUCUUUGCUUUAUGUUCUGCCACCCCAACGAAACCAUAUACACCAUGCAAAAACCUUGUCCUCUACUUUCAUGACGUGCUUUACAAUGGAGAAAACGCAGCCAAUGCAACAUCAGCAAUAGUAGCAGCUCCACAGGGUGCUAACUUGACCAAAUUGGCACCUCAAUUCCACUUUGGAAACAUAGCAGUGUUCGAUGACCCCAUCACAUUAGACAACAAAUUUCACUCUAACCCCGUUGGAAGAGCACAAGGUUUUUACAUUUACGACACCAAGAACACUUUUACUGCUUGGCUUGGAUUCACGUUUGUUCUUAACAGCACAGAGCAUCAGGGAUCAAUCACGUUUGCUGGAGCUGACCCGAUUCUGCAGAAAAGCAGAGAUAUCUCUGUUACUGGUGGCACUGGAGAUUUCUUCAUGCACAGGGGAAUUGCUACCAUUAUGACUGAUGCCUUUGAAGGCGAGGUUUAUUUCAGACUUCGUGUUGAUAUCAAGUUCUAUGAGUGUUGGUGAUCGAUCAUAUGAAAAUUUCUUCUUACUAGCUACUAAAUUAUCAAAUUAAUUAAGCUAAUUAAGGUCCCUUUUAAGUUUUGCUAAAUAAGUGUGUUCUGGAUUGGCUUAGUCACUUAUAUAUGACUACUUCCAUUCCCAUCAAUAUCAAUAUCAAUAUCAAUAUCAAUAUAUAUUAGAAAAGAAUAACUUCUAGCAU
This is a messenger RNA of Lotus japonicus, 768 nucleotides long. RefSeq names its product disease resistance response protein 206-like. Bases 27 to 572 code for a protein of 181 amino acids. Lineage: Eukaryota; Viridiplantae; Streptophyta; Magnoliopsida; Fabales; Fabaceae. The transcript has a single exon. The record is from RefSeq and is a predicted model, not a curated record.